Molecule: messenger RNA, 565 nt
Organism: Candidula unifasciata
Lineage: Eukaryota; Metazoa; Mollusca; Gastropoda; Stylommatophora; Geomitridae
Source: the annotation of a GenBank genome assembly
AUGAAUUCUGAUAAAAAAUACAAUUCCUGUGACAUACCUCAAAUGGAAUAUCAAGAAACUGAACAUAUCUACACCAAGUAUACCAUUGGCACUGUUGUCUGGGCCAAACUAGAAGGAUACCCAUGGUGGCCUGCUAUGGUCGAAUGUGAUCCAGACACUGAUAUGUACUAUGAGGUGUCCCCACAAGCUUGUAUGGUCCCAUUGAGGUAUCAUGUAUCAUUCUUUGAUGAUGAUGAUCAUGUGUCAAGGUCCUGGGUCAGAGCUGGUUGUAUAACUCCAUACAGAGGUGAACUGCCAAAAGCUAAAUUUUCAGAUGGUCAUUCUGCAUACAAGAAAGAGAUCGCAGUUGCAAUGAAAAAUGCAGACAAAGCACUACUGCUGCGUUUAAAGGAUCGGGUAGAAACAUAUGGCUUCCAGAAGCGUUUUUUAUCAAAAAGGGUUACAAAAAUAAGAAGUUUGAAGAAGAUAAAAAGUCCCAAGCUUCAUGGUUCUGCUGGACAUGUUUUCCUCAAGUCUGAGUCUGUAGAUUAUACUCGUGGAAUACACAAAUCUCCUUCUUUUAAAG